CGCCAAACCCGAAAACGAUCAGAUCAGAUCAAGCGCCCCAGGCAAAACCGGCGAGCGAGCAAAACCCGCCGAAAAAAGAGAAAGAAAUCCCGGGGGAGAUCUAACCACCAAAUCCACGCGCCCCUGGGGCCCUCGCCGCGCGACACGACACCACCCUCCCUCUCCCCCUGCCCUGCCACGGCACUCGUCGUUUCGGCGGCAGCCCCAUGUGCUCGCAUCACAUGCACGCUCCUCCUCGCCGGUCCUAGUCCCUGCUGCCACCACCUCCUCCUGGCCCUAGCCUCGCGCCUUCGCCGCAUCCACCCGCAUCCACAGGCGCACCAUUAGUCUCUCUCGCUGCUGCUGCGGCUGCUUGGAGCGCGGGAUCCUGUUCCUGCGUUGGAGGGGCUGCGAGUGAGGCCGGAGCACGGGGAGAUGAAGGAGGCGGGCGGAGAUGGUGGGGGUGAAGGGGCGGCGGCGGGGCCGGGGUUCGUGAGGGCGGACCAGAUCGACCUCAAGAGCCUGGACGAGCAGCUGGAGCGACACCUCAGCCGCGCCUGGACCAUGGAGAAGCGCAAGGAGGAGGGGGACAAGGACGCCAAGCAGCAGCAGCAGCAGCCGCGGCGGCGGGAGGGAUGGGAGGCCGACCCCGCCAGGCUCGUCGUCAGGGGCGUCAUCGCCCGCGGCACCUUCGGCACCGUCCACCGCGGCGUCUACGACGGCCACGACGUCGCAGUGAAAUUGCUUGAUUGGGGGGAGGAUGGUCAUAGGUCAGAACAAGAAGUAACAGCAGUAAGAGCAGCUUUUUCACAAGAAGUAACUGUCUGGCAUAAGCUUGAUCAUCCAAAUGUAACUAAGUUUAUUGGAGCUAUCAUGGGUGCUAGGGAUCUGAAUAUUCAGACAGAAAAUGGAAAUAUUGGCAUGCCAACCAAUGUCUGCUGUGUUGUUGUCGAGUAUCUCCCUGGAGGAGCACUAAAAACAUUUCUGAUAAAGAACAGGAGAAGGAAGUUAGCUUUUAAAGUCGUGGUCCAAAUAGCUCUCGAUCUUGCCAGGGGAUUAAGUUAUCUUCACUCGAAGAAGAUUGUGCACCGUGACGUGAAGACUGAAAAUAUGCUUCUUGACAAAACAAGAACUGUGAAAAUUGCUGAUUUCGGUGUUGCUCGCCAUGAGGCUGCAAACCCCAGUGAUAUGACAGGCGAGACAGGCACCCUUGGUUACAUGGCACCUGAGGUUCUCAAUGGCAAUCCUUACAACAGGAAAUGCGAUGUGUAUAGCUAUGGGAUCUGCUUGUGGGAGGUAUACUGCUGCGAUAUGCCAUACGCAGAUUUGAGCUUCUCUGAGGUCACAUCUGCUGUUGUUCGUCAGAAUCUGAGGCCGGAGAUACCACGCUGCUGCCCAAGCUCGUUCGCGAACGUGAUGAAGCGCUGCUGGGACGCGAACCCUGACAAGCGGCCGGAGAUGGCCGAGGUGGUGUCCAUGUUAGAGGCGAUCGACACUUCCAAGGGCGGGGGCAUGAUCCCUGUGGAUCAGCCGACAGGGUGCUUCUCGUGCUUCCGGCAGCGCAGGGGCCCUUGAUGGAUGAAUGGAUGGAUCUGCUGCGAGCUGGAGGACAGGAGUAGUAGUUCUCUGCUUGCAGAAUUGACCGCUAGAUUUCGCUUAGUUGAUUCCAUUUGCUUUGAUUUUAAGGUAAGCAAACUCUGGUAAAAAUGGAGCUAGCUAGUGUGCUUGUGAUCUCUCGACAAGCCCGUCUCCUGUAAAUUCGUUAGUCUCUUUUUUCAUGAAAAAAGAACCGGCUCGUUCGUCUAUGGUUAAUUUCCGUGAUGAUAUUUCACCAAGAUUUUGAUU
Messenger RNA from Brachypodium distachyon (stiff brome), 1824 nucleotides. Its product is annotated as serine/threonine-protein kinase STY13. Gene Ontology annotation, molecular function: ATP binding; protein kinase activity. Lineage: Eukaryota; Viridiplantae; Streptophyta; Magnoliopsida; Poales; Poaceae. Gene Ontology annotation, cellular component: plasma membrane. Bases 415 to 1554 code for a protein of 379 amino acids. The record is from RefSeq and is a predicted model, not a curated record. Gene Ontology annotation, biological process: protein phosphorylation. The transcript is spliced from 6 exons.